AUGCCAGUGCGGGUCAAGUUUCAGAAAUCCUGGAUUGAAGGAGUCUUUGACAAGAGAGAAUGUAACAAAGUCAUACCCAGCUCAAAAGAUCCUCAUAGAUGUGCUCCAGCAUGCCACGUCUGCCAGAAUUUGAUCAGGUGUUACUGUGGUCGAUUGGUCAGAGACCAUCCUGGAGUAGAUUAUGCCUGGACCACGUCAAUUGAUAAGAGUAGUGAAAAUGAACAGUGGUCUGUUGAAAAGCACACAACAAAAAGUCCUACAGAUGCCUUUGGCACAAUUAAUUUCCAAGAUGGAGAGCACACCUACCACUCCAAGUAUAUCAGAACUUCUUAUGACACAAAAUUGGAUCAUCUGUUACAUUUAAUGUUGAAAGAGUGGAACAUGGAACUGCCCAAGCUGGUGAUCUCUGUCUAUGGGGGCAUCCAGAACUUUAGGGUGCCCUCCAAGCUUAAAAAGAUCUUCAGCCAAGGUUUGGUCAAAGCUGCAGAGACGACGGGAGCGUGGAUAGUCACGGAAGGCAUCAAUACUGGAGUGUCCAAGCAUGUUGGCGAUGCCCUGAAAGCCCAUUCCUCUCAGUCCUUGAGAAAAAUCUGGACAGUUGGAAUCCCACCUUGGGGUGUCAUUGAGAACCAGAGAGAUCUUAUCGGAAAUGAUGUGGUGUUUCUGUACCAGGCGCUGGGUAAUCCCCUCAGCAAGCUCACCACACUCAACAGCAUGCACUCACACUUCAUCCUCUCUGAUGACGGCACCGUGGGAAAGUAUGGAAACGAAAUGAAGCUCAGAAGGAACCUGGAGAAGUACCUCUCUCUGCAGAAAAUUCACAGUCGCUCAGGACAAGGCGUGCCGGUGGUGAGGCUGGUGAUGGAAGGAGGUCCCAAUGUCAUCCUCUCCGUCUGGGAGACUGUCAGGGACAAGGAGCCCGUGGUGGUGUUGGAAGGCACGGGCAGAGCUGCGGACCUCCUGGCCUUCACUCACAAACACUUGGAUGAAGGGAUGCUGCAUCCUCCAGUGAAGGAGGAGAUCAUCUGUAUGAUUCAGAGCACUUUCAACUUUAAUCUUAAACAGUCUAAGCACCUCUUCCAAAUUCUAAUGGAGUGCAUGGUACACAGGGAUUGUAUUACUAUAUUUGAUGCUGAUUCUGAAGAGCAGCAAGACCUUGAUGUAGCAAUCCUAACUGCUUUGCUGAGGGGCACAAAUUUAUCAGCCUCAGAACAAUUACAUCUGGCAAUGGCCUGGGACAGAAUGGACAUCGCCAAGAAACACAUCCUCAUUUACGGACAGCACUGGAAGCCUGGUGCACUGGAACAAGCAAUGUUAGAUGCUUUAGUGAUGGAUCGAGUGGAUUUUGUGAAACUCUUGAUAGAGUAUGGAGUGAAUGUCCAUCGCUUUCUGACCAUACCUCGGCUGGAAGAACUCUAUAACACAAAACAAGGACCUACUAACAGGCUCUUACAUCAUCUUCUCCAAGAUGUAAAACAGCAUGCCCUCCUCGCCAGCUACAGAAUAACACUGAUUGACAUUGGACUGGUAAUAGAAUACCUCAUUGGUCGAGCGUACCGCAGCAGCUACACUAGGAAAAAUUUCAGAGCCCUCUACAACAUCAUCUGCAGAAAACAUAAGAGAGUGACCAGUUUUGCUCAAAACCUUUCCCAGCACCGGAAACAUUCCUCAGGAAACAGAAAGGAGUCUGUAGAAAAUGCCCUGCAUUCCCAGUUCAUCAGAACCGCACAGCCCUACAAAUUCAAGGAAAUGCCUGUAGUUCUUCAGAAAUCCAGGAAGAAGUCAGAAGGAGGACAGAAUAUAGCAGGCGACCCCGAAUAUACUGGUUUUAUUUACCCUUACAACGACCUGCUGGUCUGGGCUGUGCUGAUGAAAAGGCAGAAGAUGGCCAUGUUCUUCUGGCAGCAUGGAGAGGAGGCCACGGCGAAGGCCGUGAUUGCUUGUACCCUCUACCGAGCCAUGGCCCACGAAGCUGAGGAGAGCCACAUGGUGGAUGAUGCCUCAGAAGAGCUGAAAAGUUACUCAAACCAGUUUGGCCAGCUUGCCCUGGACGUGCUGGAGAAGGCGUUCAAGCAGAAUGAGCGCAUGGCCAUGAAGCUGUUGACGUAUGAGCUCAAUAACUGGAGCAAUUCCACCUGCCUGAAACUAGCCGUGUCUGGAGGACUGAGGCCCUUUGUCUCACACACCUGUACCCAAAUGCUACUCACAGACAUGUGGAUGGGGCGCCUGAAAAUGAGGAAAAACUCUUGGUUAAAGAUCAUUAUAAGUAUUUUUUUGCCACCCACCAUUUUGACCUUGGAAUUUAAAAGCAAAGCGGAAAUGUCACACAUUCCCCAGUCCCAAGACUUCCAGUUUUCAUGGUAUUAUGGUGACCAGAACCCCAGCAAUUACAAGGAAAGAACUCAAGCGAGAAACUAUGACUUGGAAAGGGGUCCCAAUGAGAAGGCGGAUGAGAAUCAGCCCUUUGAUUUAGAGACUGGGCACCAGAGCAUCCCCUGGACGAGAAAGGUCUACGAGUUCUACAAUGCUCCCAUCGUCAAGUUUUGGUUUUAUACGAUGGCAUAUUUGGCAUUCCUCAUGCUGUUCACUUACACGGUGCUGGUGGAGAUGCGGUCCCAGCCCAGCGUGCAAGAGUGGCUUGUUAUCAUUUACAUCUUCACCAGUGCUAUUGAGAAAGUCAGGGAGAUCUGUAUGUCGGAGCCUGGGAAGUUUACUCAAAAGGUGAAGGUAUGGAUUAGUGAGUACUGGAACCUAGUGGAGACUGUAGCCAUCGGCCUGUUCUCAGUUGGCUUUGGCCUUCGCUGGGGCCGCCCCCCUUUCCACACCGCCGGGCGGCUCAUCUACUGCAUAGAUAUCAUCUUCUGGUUCUCACGGCUCCUGGACUUCCUCGCUGUGAAUCAACAUGCAGGUCCCUAUGUGACCAUGAUUGCAAAAAUGACAGCAAACAUGUUUUACAUUGUGAUCAUGAUGGCUAUAGUCCUGCUGAGCUUCGGAGUGGCGCGCAAGGCCAUCUUGUCACCAAAGGAGCCGCCGUCCUGGACCCUGGCUCGAGAUAUUGUGUUUCAGCCAUACUGGAUGAUAUACGGAGAAGUUUAUGCUGGAGAGAUAGAUGUCUGUGAGAGCGAGCCCGCUUGCCCUCCUGGCUCUUUUCUGACUCCAUUUCUGCAAGCCGUCUACCUCUUCGUGCAGUAUAUCAUCAUGGUGAACCUGCUGAUUGCUUUCUUCAACAAUGUUUAUUUAGAUAUGAAGUCCAUUUCAAAUAAGCUGUGGAAAUACAACCGCUAUCGCUACAUCAUGACAUACUAUGAGAAGCCCUGGCUCCCACCACCUUUCAUCCUCCUGUGUCACGUGUGUCUCCUUCUCCGCCGCCUAUGCCAUCAUCGAACGCCCAAUGACCAAGAAGAGGGUGACGUUGGAUUAAAACUCUACUUGAGUAAGGAGGAUCUGAAAAAACUUCAUGAUUUUGAAGAGCAGUGUGUGGAAAAAUACUUCCAUGAGAAGAUGGAAGAUCUAAAUUUUAGUUGUGAGGAGCGAAUCCGAGGGACAUCAGAAAGGGUUACAGAGACACAUUUCCAGCUGAAAGAACUGAAUGAAAAAGUGUCUUUUAUAAAGGACUCCUUGCUGUCUUUGGACAGCCAGGUGGGACACCUGCAGGACCUCUCUGCCCUGACAGUGGAUACCCUGAAAGUCCUUUCUGCUGUUGACACUUUGCAAGAAGAAGAGGCACUCCUGGCCUACAGGAAGUAUUCUACUUGCAGAAAACGGCCCCACAGCUGGAGCAAUAUCAAGUGUGCAGAGGUGCCAGGCAGCGUGGAGCUCUCUGAGACGAAGAAAUACCAGUAUUAUAGCAUGCCUCCUUCCUUGCUGAGGGACCUGGCCAGAGGGCAGCAGCCCCCAAGGGUGCAGAGGGGAGCCCUUCCUGAGAGUACAGACAGUCAGAGAGGGGCGUCAGAUGUACGAGAUGACCAGGAAGAGCAAGACACAGAAAGUAGGAGAGUUGCUUCUGGAGUAUUUCCUAACAGGCACGCACACUCAAAGUACGGCCAAUUUCUCCUCGUCCCUUCUAGUUUAAAGCAAGCUCCUUUUUCUGCAGAAACUAUUUUGCCUCUGUCCAGCUCAUCUGUGGAAGGAGGUACAGAUGGGCUAGCAACUGAACAGGCCGUGCGGAGAGAGGUUGCUGCUCAUCUGACUUGGCAGACCCCAGUCGUCUCAGACCAGGCAUCAGUGGCUGAACCCAAGGAGCAGUACCUGUCAAUCGCUCAGGUGCCAGACAAGCGCGGCCAGGGGGACCAAGUUCUACCCACUGUGCACAGCACACCUGCAUCCCUGGCUGCGACUUCCCUUCCUUCCCAAAUGAAGAGCAUGCAAACUGGAGGUGGAUAUCUGAACUGGUCAUUUUCAGAAGACGGUGAAACUGAUUUGUCGAGCAUCAAGGAAAAAUGGCAAACCUGCUUGCCUUCCCCUUGUAACAGAGACUUCACUCAGACUGAACGAAGCCAGUCACAGAGCCAGGGUAACUCCGUCUCUGAUAAUUCCACAAGAUUGGCCCGGAGUAGUGAUUUCUCAAAGGGGGGACCAUGGCUCCAGCUAAACACUCCCUUUUGGAUCAGUUCAUUUCACAGAGACAGACCUUCCAUUAGAAGUCAUAGUUUUAGAUUCCACAAGGAGGAGAAAUUGAUGAAGAGCUGGAAGAUGAAAAAGCUUUCAAGAUCCUCAGAAAUAGAGCCGUCUUCAGGGAUCAAAGCAAUGUUGCUGGCCAAAGACAAGAGAUUCUCAAAGAAAAAGAAGAAUAAUAAAAAACUCCGGGUGCCAAUCAUAACAGUCAAUGCCUGCUGUCAAAAUGACCAAUUAAAUCCAGGGCCAGGAGAAAAUAAUAUCUCAGAAGAAGAGGAGUGCAACAAGAACUGGCUUACUGUGUCCACAUUUAGUGAGAUAAGUCUAGAACAUUAUUUAUGUCAGAAAAUGAAAACUAGAGAAAUUGAACAACGUGCUAUGCAAGUCAGUGAUUACCUAAAGCAGUCUCAAGAGGAUUUGAGUGAAACUUCUUUGUGGAGUUCCAGGAGCACUGACCCCAGGAGAAAAUCCCUGUUGAGAAGUUCAAAUGGAAUUGACAAGAUCUCAGCCUCCUUAAAAAGCCCUCAAGAGCCUCACCAUCAUUACUCAGCCAUUGAAAGGAAUAAUUUAAUGAGGCUGUCUCAGACCAUCCCCUUCACACCAAUCCAACUGUUUGGAGGAGAAGAAAUAACUCUCUACAGGCUGGAGGAGAGUUCCCCUUUGAAUCUUGAUAAAAGCAUGUCCUCUUGGUCCCAGCGUGGGAGAGCUGCAAUGAUCCAGGUGUUGUCUCAAGAGGAGAUGGAUGGAGGUCUCCGUAAAGCUAUGAGAGUCAUCAGUACUUGGUCUGAGGGUGACAUUCUCAAGCCAGGCCAGGUAUUCAUUGUGAAGUCCUUUCUCCCUGAGGUUGUGAAGACAUGGCAUAAAAUCUUUCGGGAGAGCACUGUGCUUCAUCUUUGCCUCAGGGAAAUUCAACAACAAAGAGCGGCUCAGAAGCUUAUCUACACCUUCAACCAGGUGAAACCACAAACCAUUCCCUACACACCACGGUUCUUAGAAGUUUUCUUAAUCUACUGCCAUUCAGCCAACCAAUGGUUGACUAUUGAGAAGUAUAUGACAGGGGAGUUCCGGAAGUACAACAACAACAACGGUGACGAAAUCACCCCCAGCAGCACCCUGGAGGAGCUGAUGUUGGCUUUCUCUCACUGGACCUAUGAGUAUACUCGCGGAGAGCUUUUGGUGUUAGAUUUGCAAGGCGUUGGAGAAAAUUUGACAGAUCCAUCUGUUAUAAAACCUGAAGACAAACAAUCAAGAGGAAUGGUGUUUGGACCAGCCAAUUUGGGGGGAGACGCAAUUAGAAACUUCAUUGCAAAACAUCGUUGCAACUCCUGCUGCCGGAAGCUCAAACUCCCGGAUUUAAAAAGAAAUGACUAUUCCCCCAGGAGAAUAAAUUCCACUUAUGGACUCAAGGUCAAAAUAGAACCAACUAAGGAGCAUCUGGCAAGGGAAAGGGGUGGAAAUUCCCCGGAAGAUCGCACACAACUGUAA
Messenger RNA from Otolemur garnettii (small-eared galago), 6099 nucleotides. RefSeq names its product transient receptor potential cation channel subfamily M member 6 (gene TRPM6). Gene Ontology annotation, biological process: protein tetramerization; monoatomic cation transmembrane transport; protein phosphorylation. The transcript has 39 exons. Gene Ontology annotation, molecular function: ATP binding; protein serine/threonine kinase activity; monoatomic cation channel activity. Lineage: Eukaryota; Metazoa; Chordata; Mammalia; Primates; Galagidae. The coding region runs from base 1 to 6099 and encodes 2032 amino acids. The record is from RefSeq and is a predicted model, not a curated record. Gene Ontology annotation, cellular component: apical plasma membrane.